AGUUCAAUGCAGAUGUUGAGACCUACGUGGUUCAGACCAACUACAAUGAGUACGUCAUAUGGGUCAUACUGAGCACAGAGCAGCCCUCUGGGAUCAAGACCACACUAGUCAAGCUGUACAGUCGAGCGAUGAAUGUGAGAGAGAGCGUGCUGACCAAAUAUAAGGCACUUGUCCGUACCCAGGGGAUGAGCGAGGACGUCAUUAUCUUCAAAGACAACAAAGGAGAGUGUGAUCAGAUCAAUGCUGCCAGACCUGUCUAAGAUGCAGUGGGUCUAAUGCCAAAUGGAGGAUAAAAUAAGUGCCAUUGUUUAUCUUUCUUGUCAGGUUUAUAAAAUGUGUGGAUUUGGCUCAUUGAACAAUAAAAAGUUUGUUCUAUUCUGAAUC
Messenger RNA from Gadus morhua (Atlantic cod), 384 nucleotides. RefSeq names its product protein AMBP. Lineage: Eukaryota; Metazoa; Chordata; Actinopteri; Gadiformes; Gadidae. The record is from RefSeq and is a predicted model, not a curated record.